AUGUCUAACGCCCCACGCCCUCCCCCAGCAGUGGUGGCGGCCUCGGCAGCUUCGACUAACCUGGCUAGACUGUUGGACCUGAGGGACCUCGGCAGACGGUAUGACUCCAGAGUGUUGAGGCAGUGGUUGAUGGAUCAAGAAAUUGAACAG
This is a messenger RNA of Perkinsus marinus ATCC 50983, 150 nucleotides long. RefSeq lists its product as hypothetical. The record is from RefSeq and is a predicted model, not a curated record. The annotation marks the transcript as partial. NCBI's taxonomy places the organism in Eukaryota, Perkinsozoa, Perkinsida, Perkinsidae. The transcript has a single exon.